Metarhizium album ARSEF 1941 is the source of this 1146-nucleotide messenger RNA. Its product is annotated as DNA-directed RNA polymerases I and III 40 kDa polypeptide. Gene Ontology annotation, cellular component: RNA polymerase III complex; RNA polymerase I complex. The record is from RefSeq and is a predicted model, not a curated record. The coding region runs from base 1 to 1146 and encodes 381 amino acids. The transcript is spliced from 2 exons. Gene Ontology annotation, molecular function: DNA binding; protein dimerization activity. Lineage: Eukaryota; Fungi; Ascomycota; Sordariomycetes; Hypocreales; Clavicipitaceae. Gene Ontology annotation, biological process: DNA-templated transcription.
AUGGCUCCGGGAAAGAUGGCCAGCUGGCGAAGCACGCCAAGUGCUGAGGAGAAAGAGCGACGCAACACCGUGGGUAUCAACCUCGAGACUGUGACCGACGUGACCUCUGUCGAUUACCCGGGCCACUUCCCCGGCGAGGACCACGCCUAUUCUCUCGACCGCUUCCGAGCCGGCUUCUCCGUCAAGUUCCACCACAACGACGCCAACGACGCUUCCUUCUCCCUCGUGGGCCUCGACGCCUCCCUAGCCAAUGCCUUUCGUCGCAUCCUCAUCGCCGAGAUCCCUACCCUAGCCAUCGAAAACGUAUACAUCGAGAACAACACGUCGGUGAUACAGGACGAGGUGCUCGCCCAUCGGCUGGGCCUGAUCCCCUUCAACGGCGGCCGCGACGGCCUCAGGAACUUUCUCAGGUGGCACAAGAAGCCGGAGCCGGGAGAGGACCCCUACGCCGGCUGCUUCGACUGGAACACGGUGCGCCUGGAGCUCAACGUCGCCUGUACCGUGGAUCCGGACGCCGCGCCCGACGAGCGCGACCCCCUCAGGGCGUUCCGCAACGCGCACGUCUACGCGAGGGACAUUAAGUUUGUCCCCACGGGCAGGCAGGUCGAGUUCUUCGGCGGCGAGGACGCCAUCGCCCCUGUCAACCCGGACGUUCUCAUUGCCAAGCUGCGGCCGAGGCAGGCCAUCAACUUGUCGAUGCACAUGCACAAGGGUAUCGGCGCGGACCAUGCCAAGUUCUCCCCCGUCGCCACCGCCUCGUACCGUCUCAUGCCGACGAUCAAGAUCCUCAAGCCUAUUUUGGGCGCCGACGCCGACAAGUUCGCCAGGUGCUUCCCGCAGGGGGUCAUUGGCCUGGAAAAGGUCACGCAGGCAGAAGCCAAGAGGGCCGGGAGUGGCUACGAGGGCCACGCCGGUGAGAAGAAGGCCGUGGUCAAGGACGCCAUGAAGGAUACCGUGAGCAGGGAGUGUCUGCGACAUGCCGAGUUCGAGGGCAAGGUGAAGCUCGGCAGGAGGCGGGACCACUUUAUCUUUUCCAUCGAGAGCACUGGUCAGUGGGAUAGUGACGAGCUGUUCGUGGAGGCGGUAAAGCACAUGAAGAUGAAGUGUAAGAAGCUGGAGCAGCAGGUCGUUAACAUGGCACGGUGA